Molecule: messenger RNA, 567 nt
Organism: Aureobasidium subglaciale EXF-2481
Lineage: Eukaryota; Fungi; Ascomycota; Dothideomycetes; Dothideales; Saccotheciaceae
Exons: 1
Coding region: 1-567 (188 amino acids)
Biological process (GO): vacuolar transport
Cellular component (GO): endosome
Source: RefSeq, a predicted model, not a curated record
AUGGAGAAUAUUUGGCAUCACCGCAAGGUCGCCGAGACAGCGGCAAAGGGAUGCAUGGUCUGCUACAAGCCCUCGUCCAGCGUCUUGAUCACUCCCGACAGCAAGGACUUUUUCUACAUCUGCCCCUCGCACCUCAAGGACCGCAACUUUGCCCUGCCGACCGAUGAUGAAGCCAAAGCCAUUGCCGAAAGAAAGAAGAAAGAAGAGCUGGAUCGUGAGAUUGAGGCUGUCAAGAAGGAGUACGAGGAAAAGAUGAAGAAGAAGCAGCAAAAGAAGGACAAGUCCAAAGACAGGGACAAGGAUGCCAAAGACAAGGACAAGGAGGACAAGAAGCCGGACAAGGAGGAGCAGGAGAGAGACGACAAGAUCAAGGCCCUCACUGACAAAGCCGAUGCCUCGUCCACGGCAAAGUCUGGCGUAGACGACGGCCCUCGAGUCUUCCAGCUGCAGAAGCACUUUUACAACCAGCGCCUGGAGAAGAUGCGCAACGCCGAAGCUGCAAAGCGCGCCCGUGAACGCAUGCGCAACCCUCAGCUGUUCCCCUCGGUCCCCUCCGGCAACCCUUGA